AUGACGCGAAGAAUAGUCCGCACCCUUACACAGCUUGGAGCUGCUUUGACAUUCACCUUCGUUGUCAUCUUCUUCCUCGACAGGAACUAUCGAGUUCUGCCCAAUGCGAUCCACGGGUACAUGCCCACGCACCACCCCGGACUCGUCAUCACCGACGUGACAGUCGUAACAUGCUCAAGUCUAAACGUCUUUUCGUCAUGCGAUCUCGAUCCUACCAUAUGGCACCGUAUCGACAAGGAACUCUACCUCGGACGGGCCUGGACGACGACCGCAUAUCUCUACAUCAAUCGCAAACAUGAAGAGGAUCUCACGUCCGAAGACAAGGUCGUCAUGGACAUCUCCGUCGGACGAUUAAACCCGGCGCAAGCGCAAGAGGGCAAGGCACCCAAGGCUGAAGAGUGGGAGUCCCGACCGGGCGGCCUCUGGAUCAAGCGAUCCGGCAGCAAAAAGUCCAGCGACUCCGACGACGUCAUCACCGACGUUGACGUCCUCUUUGGCGACGACGCCGCCGAAGCUCGUGACGGAUGGUCGAUAAUCGGAACGCCGCUCCUUCUCGACACUGGCGGACCGCUUCUCAGCGUCCAUCUCAGUGUCCGCCGCGGCACGCCCAAGGAGCGCAAGAAGCCCGAGCCGAGAAUAAAGUCGAAUGGCAAAUUCAAAAUCAUGCAGAUUGGCGACUUGCAUCUCAGCAACGGCGUAGGCGAAUGCCGUGAGCCCGUCCCCGAUGGCUACGCAGGCGGCAAAUGCGAAGCAGACCCCCGGACCCUCGACUUUGUCAGAAAGAUGCUCGAAGAAGAAAAACCCGAUUUCGUCGUUCUCAGCGGUGAUCAAGUCAAUGGCGACACCGCACCCGACGCACCAACCGCCAUGUUCAAAAUCAUAUCCCUCCUCAUCAAGCACAGCAUUCCAUACGCCGGCAUAUUCGGCAACCAUGACGACGAAAAAACCAUGUCGCGCGCCCGCCAAAUGGCCCUCAUGGAAACCCUCCCCUUCUCGCUGUCCCGCGCAGGACCAGCCGACAUUGACGGCGUAGGAAACUACUACAUCGAAAUUCUCGCCCGCAGCGGCUCCCACUCCGCCAUAACAAUGUACCUCAUGGACACGCACUCCUACUCCCCAGACGAGCGCAAGUACCCCGGCUACGACUGGCUCAAACCCAACCAGAUUGAAUGGUUCCGCAAAACAGCCUCGGGCCUCAAAAAGGCUCACUCUGAGUACAGCCACGCCCACAUGGACAUUGCCUUUGUCCACAUCCCCCUCACCGAAUACGCGAGCCCCGAGCUCCCCCGCGUAGGAGAAUGGAAAGAAGGCGUCACAGCACCAGUAUACAAUUCCGGAUUCCGCGAUGCCCUCGUAGAGCAGGGCGUCGUCAUGGUCAGCGCAGGACACGACCACUGCAACGACUACUGCCUCCUCUCCCUCCAAAACGUCACCAAGCCAGAUUCCAAAGGCCAUCCCGACCAACAACCACCGCCGCAGAUGCAAAAACCCGCUCUGUGGAUGUGCUACGCCGGCGGCGUCGGGUUCGGCGGCUACGCAGGCUACGGCGGCUAUGUCCGUCGUCUGCGUGUCUUCGAAAUCGACACCAACGUAGCUAGCAUAACGACAUGGAAGCGCGUCGAGCACGGCAAGACAGCCGACAGGAUUGACAUGCAGAUCAUCGUUGAUGGCGGUAGACCUGUACCUCCACCACCACCACCGCCGCCAUCUCCUUCUGAGAAACCGCCCCCGCCGCCACCACCUCCCGUGCAAGAUAUUCAUGAAUAA
Pochonia chlamydosporia 170 is the source of this 1767-nucleotide messenger RNA. RefSeq names its product phosphoesterase. The transcript is spliced from 4 exons. NCBI's taxonomy places the organism in Eukaryota, Fungi, Ascomycota, Sordariomycetes, Hypocreales, Clavicipitaceae. Gene Ontology annotation, molecular function: phosphoprotein phosphatase activity. Bases 1 to 1767 code for a protein of 588 amino acids. Gene Ontology annotation, cellular component: cytoplasm. The record is from RefSeq and is a predicted model, not a curated record.